AUGUAUAAAUGUUUAAGUGAUAAGGAGUGUGCAUCUUAUUAGACUUCCAAACCCAUAUUCAAUCAGCCUACACCUGAGGGUCUUUAAAGUGUAUAUUAUUAUGAAGUAAUAAUUUUUAUAUAAAGCAUCUAGGUGUCAUGUUAACAAUGUAAUUUAGGAUAUUAUGUUCCUAAAGAUAUAUAUCAAUUUGAGUAGGGCAAGUGCGAAACAAUUGCUAGGAGAUCAGAUAAAUGCUUCCAAAUAAGCAAAAAAGAUAAAAAUAAAUGUAUAGCUUGUUUACCAUGGUAUGCAUUAAAUCCUGAUGGUUAUUGCAAUCCCGAUCUUCUAAGUUGUAAUCCAAUGUGUCAAACAUGUUUGGAUACAAAUCCUCAAUUUUGUACAACUUGUGAUGGAUAAAAACUUCUAACACUUGAUGUUAUUUCAGGUACUUGCUCAUGUUAACCACCUAAUGGUUAAUAUCUUGAUAUGUGUAAACCUUGUAAAGAUGGUUAUUGUAAUGAAUGUGAAAUAAUCGAUUUUUAUUCAUGUAUCUCAUGUAAACCAGGUUCAAAUAGAAUUCUAGUGAAUAAAGAAUGCAUUUGUUAACCUGGUACUUAUGAUCUUGGAAACGAAGAUUAAAUUUGCCUUGGUAUAUUAUUGAUUCAUAUUUUAAGUUUGUGAUAAAUCUUGCCUUAGUUGUUCAUCAUUUCCAGAAUGUACUGAAUGCUUAGAUGAAAGUAUAUCUUUCAGAAUUAAAACUGAUAAUUUUUGCCAAUGUAAAAUUGGAUAUGCUGAAUAUUAAAUUAAAGACACAAUAUGCGGAUGUAUUUUCUAAAUUAAUUAAUUUAGUAUGUCAUCCAAGAUGUCGAACCUGUUUCUAAGCUGCUGAUGAUACUCUAAAUUAAUAUUGUCUAACUUGUAUUUCUGGAGAAAAUCGUAUUUUAACAGAAGAAUUCAAAUGUGAAUGCUAAGAUAAUUACGGUGAUAAUAAUGGGACUGUAGAUGUCUGUUUUAGUAAAUUAAAUUUAUCAUCAUAGUUUGCGAUUAUACUUGUGGAAGCUGUUAUAAUUCUCUACCAACAGGAUGUGCAACUUGUUUAGAAAGCUCAUAUAGAUACUUGACAAUUUUAGGUUAGUGUUUAUGUCAAUCAUCAUGUUAUGAUGAUUUAACAGAUAACAUUGAAUGCUCAAGUAAUUAUAUAUUUAUUUUAUUAUUUAAUAGAAUGUCAUUACACAUGUUAAGAAUGUGCAAACAGUCCUGAAAAAGUUGCUUGUACAGAAUGUCCUGAAACUAGAGCACCUAGUAAUCCAUCAGUUGAUAAUUAUGAGUGUGUUUGUCAAUUUUCUAACUUUUUUGAUGAUGGAUAUUCACUAAAAUGCCAAUAAUGUGAUUUCACUUGUAACACUUGUAAUGGACCACUUUCAUCUAAUUGUUUAACAUGUGAUAACUCAUAUAGAUAGCUUGACUUUUCAACAUGCAUCUGCCCAGAUUAACAUUAUGAUAUAGGAGAAUUAUAAUGUGCAAGUAUAUUUAUUAAUAAAUAUCAAUAGGUUGUCACUUUUCUUGUAAAAAAUGUUUCGAUGAUACUGAAAAUGGUUGUAUCGUUUGUUCUUCUGAUCUUCAUUUUAGAGUAUUAAAAGGUAAUUUAUGUAUAUGUGCUAAUGGAUAUUAUGAAGAACCAGAUUAAGCAAUAUGUCACAGUAAUUAUAUAAAUUAUUAAUUAAUAGAAUGCUCUUAUAAAUGCGAAACUUGUGAAACUCUGGCAGAGAAAUGUUUAACUUGUCCAUUGAAUUCUCUUCGUAUUCUAGAUCCAAUAAAGGGUUGUUUCUGUUCUGAAGAAUUAUAUGAUAAAGAAAACGAGAUAACCUGUUAAAGUAUUUAGUUUAUAAAUUAAAGAAUGUCACUUUAAAUGCAAAGCCUGUAUCACUUAAGGGGAAGAUAAAUGUCUUACAUGUGAUUCUAUUGCAAAUAGAGAACUAAAAUUGAAUUAAUGCUUAUGUAAACCUCAUUACUUUGAAAUGUAAGUUUAGGAAUGCCCAGGUAAUUAUUAAAAUUAUUUUUAGUUUGCAGUGCCUUCUGUUAUGAAUGUGUAAACAAAUUUGAUAAUUGUACUUCUUGUAAUGAUGAUAGAUAUUUAGAUGGAAGUACUUGUAAAUGCACCACUAAACUUUUUGGUAGUGCCAUAAGUACAUUUGACUUUAAUGGAUAAAUUAAAUGUUAAAGUAUUAAAUUCAACAAUAUUAGAUUGCCAUUAUUCUUGCGGAACUUGUGAUGGCAGUGAAGAAACAGAUUGCCUUACUUGUAUGGAAAAUGAGAAUAGAUAUUAAGUAGGAAAUACUUGUGUCUGUAAAGAUGGAUACUUCAAUGCAGGAAUGCCAAUAUGUGAAAGUAUUAAUAAAUUGUAUUCAUAGAAUGUGGUUAUAAAUGUAAAAAUUGUAAGUAGAAGGCAUUUAACUGCACCUCAUGUCAAGAUAAUACCUUUAGAAUUUUUAUAUCAGGUUUCAAUAAAUGCUAAUGUAUAUAAAGAUAUUAUGAUGAUGGAUAGAAUGAAAUAUGCCAAAGUAUCUAUUACUAAAAAUAAUUUAUAGAAUGCCAUUAUUCCUGUCUUCGUUGCAACGAUUUUUAAACUAAAUGUGAGUUAUGCUCUAUUGAAUCAAAUAGAACUUUUAAUGAACAACUCUUUACAUGUGAUUGCAACAUAGGAUAUUAUGAUUCUGGUGUUGAAAUUUGCUAAAAAUGCCACUAUUCAUGUUUAAACUGUAGUUCAGGAGAUUCUAAUUCUUGUAUUUCAUGUGUAGAUCCAAAAAUAUCUAAUAGAGCAUUCCAUAAUAAUACUUGUUAAUGUUUAUUCGGAUAUUAUGAUGAUGGUAAAUUAGUUCAGUGUUAAAAGUGUGAUAUUUAAUGUCUAAGUUGCAUAGAGUAAUCUUACUAGUGCUUAUCAUGUCCUUAAACUAGAAAUAUAUAAAGUAAUUGCAAAUGUGCAGAGGGAUAUUAUGAUGUUGGCUAGUAGCUUUGUUUAAAAUGUAAUUAAAUUUGUAUGUUUUGUGAAUUGAAUUCAAUUAACUGUACUUCUUGUUAUGUAGAAUAAUUUAGAAAGCUUAACUUAAUUAAUAAAACGUGUGAUUGUUAAAUUGGAUAUAUUGAAAUAAAUGGAGUCUGUUAAAAAUGUUAAGAAGGUUGUUUAACAUGCUCAUAAUCAAUUAAUUCUUGUACUUCUUGCGAAUAGCCACGAUACCUGAAGAAUAAUACUUGUGUUUGUACUGAUGGAAUGUUUGAAUCUGAUGUAGAUAAAUCAUGCAAAUUUUGCGAUAAAUCUUGUUUAACUUGUUAUACUUAAACUCAUUGCUUAACAUGCUCAAUGGAUAAUUAUAGAACAUUAUAAUUUGGAAAUAAAUGUGAAUGUUUAUAAGGAUAUUUUGAAAAUCCAACUACAAAGAAUUGUGAAUUAUGUGAAAAAUCAUGUUUAACUUGUUCUUUAUUACCUAAUAAUUGCUUAACAUGUGAUUCGACUCUUAAUUUAUCUUUGGUAGGCAAUUAAUGUUAAUGUUCACAAUCCUAUUUCUUUAAUUCUUUGAAUAAAUAAUGUGAAUGUAAUAAUUUAUUUAUAUCUAGAAUGCCAUAUUACUUGUCUAGAAUGUUCCAAUAAUAAUUAAUGUACUUUAUGUAGAUAAACAACCAGACAUUUCGAUUAAGACCAAAAAAAAUGUUUAUGUAAUAUUGGUUUUUAUGAGACUAACUAAUAAAAUUGUCUAUGUAUUCUAUUUUUUUUAUUAUUUCUAGAAUGCCAUUUUUCAUGUGAAACAUGUGAAAAUAUUAACACUUAUUGUUUAAGUUGCUUGGAUGUAUAUUAUAGAAUAUUAAUAAAUAAUAAAUGCUUGUGUUUGGAUGGCUAUUAUGAUGCAGGAACAGAAUUAUGUUAAAAAUGUGUUAAUAAUUGUAAAACCUGUUAAUACUCUGCCUCAACCUGUUUAUCUUGUUUUGAAAUUGAAUAAUUUAGAAUGCUAUAAGGAGAUAAAUGUAUAUGCAAACCUGGCUAUUAUGAUUAAAAUACUAAUAUUUGUUUAAGUAAUGAUAUUAAAUUUAUAUAGAAUGCUCAAAUGAAUGUUUAACUUGCAAUGGAUCAGCAAAUUAUUGUACAAGUUGCGAUACCAAUUUAAAACGAAUUGAUCAAUCAGUUAUUCAUAAAUGUCCUUGUAUUGUUGGAUUUUAUUCAGAUUAAGAUUCUAUAUGUUAAAGUAAUUUUAAGAUAUUGAUUAUUAGAAUGUCAUAUCAAAUGCUCGGCCUGUAUUAAUUAAUUUGAUUAGUGUUCAAGCUGUAAAUUUGAAUUAAAUUCAAAUCGACUGCCCAUUUCCGGAUUUUGUGAGUGUAAAGAUGGAUAUUUUGAUGAUGGAACACAACUUUAAUGCUAAAGAUGCCAUAUCAAGUGUAAGCUUUGCUUAAAUACAAUGGAUAAUUGUUUAAUUUGUUCAAAUUCACUAAGAAUCAAUUAACCAAUCUGCAACUGUAUGAAUGGAUAUUAUGAGGAUUAAUAAUUAGCUUGUUAAAGUAAGUCAUAUUAAAUAAAAAGUCUGUGCUCCUUAAUGUGAUACAUGCAAAAAUUCUCCCUCCAACUGUUUGAGUUGUAAACCAGGAAGAGUUGGAAAUGAUUGCGAAUGUAUUGAUGGAUAUUUAGAAAUGGGAUCAAUAUUUUGUGAAUGUAUUUUAUUAUUAAAUUUAUUUAGAGUGCGCAUUUCAAUGUUCUACUUGUACUUUAGAUUCUAAAAAUUGUAAAAUUUGUAAAGGUAAUAGAAUCUAAAUACCUUAAUGUAUAUGUCAAUCUGGAUACUUUGAUGAUUCAAUUAAUGAAGAUUGUUAAUAAUGCGCAAGUAAAUGUUUAGAAUGUAAUAUUGAUGGAUGUUUAUCUUGUUUUGCUAAUAGAAUACUAAAUGAGGAAAUGGAUUGUAUACCUCCACCAAAUUCAAUUUGGUAUGAUAAUACUCCUUGGUGUUCAAGUAAAUUAUUUCCAAUAUUAUAAAUAGCUUGCCAAGUCGCAGUUGUUAAAAUCUAUCUAUCUGAUGAUAUUAGCAAGAUUAUUAUUCAUUUUGAUUUUCCUUUGAAUUCAAAAGGAUUUUAGUCAUAAUUUUAACUUAAUAAAUGUUUGUAAUUAUUUGAAUAAGAAACUGUAUAAAGUUUUGGUUAUAAUGCUGUCUGUUACCUUAAUCCAAAAAAUAAUCAAGAACUAUUAAUUUAAUUAGGUGAAAGUUCAACAAUUAAUGUUGGAGAUGAAAUCUAAUUUAUAAGUAAUUCGAUAUCUCAUAUUGAUUGUGAAAAUUCUCUACAAAAAUUUAUAUUUACAGCUUUAUAGAUGCCAGUUAGUCCGCUUCUUCCUAAAAUAGUAUAUAAUGUUCCACUUCAUAAACUAAAUCCAUAGGCAGAAAACUAAGUAAAUUUAAAUGCACUCAAAAAUUAUGGAUUUCGAAAACUAAAUAAUCUAGAAUGGAGCUGUGAAGCAGUGGGAAAUGAAGAUACCUAAACUCUUUAAGAAUUCUUAAAUUAUACCAACCUUUUAUAGGAAUAUAAUCUAUUGAUACCUCAAAGUACUUUACCAUCUAAUUCAGAAUUGAAAUUUAUGAUUAAAUAUUCAAAUUUUAUUGGAAUUACCUCUGAAACAGAAUUUACACUAUUUACUCAUUCAGGAGAUCUUCCUUAAAUUAAUUUAAUUGUAAAACCCUAUUAUUUUGUUUAUGAAUCAAUUAAAAUUUCUGUUUCUGUUGGCAAUUUAGAUGAAGAUAAAACAAAAUAUUUAAUUUAACUCUAUGAAAUAGAUAAGAAACCUAAAAAAUCAAUAUCUUCAGGAUUAAAUAUAUCUACCGAAACCAACCCCUUUUAGAUAGUAUAUGGUAAUAUAGCAAAAUACACAUUAAGUCCAAAUACAACUUAUACAUUUUAAGUUUCGGCUAAAAAUUUGAAUUCUAAUCAAAUCCAAAAUUAAAUUUUCACAAUAGAUAUACCUUUUUCUGGAUUGAUUUGCAACUUUAAUAAUCAAGGAAUUUAGAGCAUAAGAAAAGAUCUUAAUCUUUUAAUUGAAUGCAAAGACUUAGAUACAAGAUAUGAAUGGAACAAAGAUCCAGAUUUGAAUAUUUAGGUUUCGUGUUAUGAUCUAUCCUUAAAUAGAACUUGCUAAAAUUAAUAAAAAUAAAUUAUUAAUGUGAAUAAAACUGAUUUUUUUUAAUAUAUCAAGAAGAAUACCAUACCUGCUUAUAAUGUUUAGAAAUGGACAGUUAAUGUUUAAAAAUUUGAAUAAACUUCUCAAUCAGAUUUAAUUAUAGUUUAUCUUGAUAAUUAUUUCCCUUAAUUAGAGCUUUAAUAUAAUGAGGGCUAUUUGAUGAGAAAGAUUAAUAAUUAUGAAAAGCUUAAUUUUACAUUUAUAAUUCCAGUUUAUUAAAAAGCUUAUUUAUUAGAUCUUUCUAUUACAAUUAUAUACAACUAUGAAAUAAUAGAGAUAAUUCAACCAAAAUAUGUUUCUUAUUCCUUUAAAAUAUUUGAUAGUAUUAAAGAAUUAAAUUAUGGAGACAGCGUUAAUCUAAAAUUUACAGCUUAAUAUACAAACAAUAUAAUGCCAAGUUUAAAUAAUAAAAAAUUAAGUAUCAAUUAGCCUCCUUCUUGUUCAAAAUUGUAUAUUACUCGCCCAAGUGACUUAGCGCUUACAAAUAUUUAAAUAGCAACUACUUGUUUACAAUCUGAUGAUUUUCCUUACAAGUAUUAACUUAGAAUAUUUUUGAGAGAAAUGCAUCUAAAAGAUUUUUUGGAAGGAUCAUCUGAUUAUUCCUUGAUUCUUUAACCGUUUCAAAAUUUAAAUUAAUUUUCAAUUCAAACGCCUUCUUCUGUUGUUUCAUCAAAAAUUGGAAUUUUAUUGUAAGUGCUUGAUAGUAGAGGAUCAAUUGCUUAACUUUCUGAGACAGUUAGAACAAAGCCAGCUAAAUUAAAUUGUUCUCUAAUAUAAUUUGAAAAUUUGAAUUUAUAAAGCAAAAUUUUAUUGUUAUUUGAAGCAUUGAAUCAAAAAUGUGAUUAAGUUCAUCAUUAAAUUUAUCUUAAUUUGCUCAAAUAAUAAAUCUUUACAGACUCUAACGAUAAUAUCCUUAAAUUUUAGGCAAUAAAAUUAUAUAAAGAAUUGUUAAUUACUGCAGGAUCUAAUUAGACAUAAAAUAGAAUAUUAACUGAAGAUACUCCAAAGUAUUGUUAUGAUAUAAAUUCAACCCAUUUAUUUAUUACUGCAAUUUCAACAGAAUAAGAUGUAAAUUUAACCUAGAAAAUUGAAGAAUUUUAAGAAAAUAUUAAUAAUUUAAACAAAACUCUUUAGAAUUUUAUUCGAAUGAAAAAGGAAAUUCAAGAAGAUGUUGAUGAGAAUUAUUUCAUUUGGAAUGAAGAACUUUCUCAACAAUAAUAAAACUGUGAAGAGGGUUUAAAAACUUUAUUAUUCUAUAUUGAUGAGAUUUAUUUUGAUAUUUCUGGUCUAAAUGUAAAAAAUGAAACUAUUUACCAAAGUAUUGUUGAGUUCUUGAAAUGUAUAAAUGUAAUUGUAGAUUAAAUACAAAAUACAAUUUUGGUAAACUCUAAACCUUUCGCUAUUUUUGGAAAUGAAAUUAUUUGGCAGAUUAAAAGAAAAACCAAAUAAUAUUUUAAUGAAUAUUUUAAUAUUGAAUCAUCUUAAGAAGACUAUUUGGUUGAUUUUGUUUAGUUUGAAUAAACAUAUUUUAAAUCAAAUCCGUUAAAAUUUUCAUCAGAAAUAGAAAGUCAACUUUAAAACUAAUUGAAUGACUCAACUUUAAUAGUUUAUCCAGAAAACUAUUACUAAUUUUAAUUAAAAAAUGCAUAUCAUAGCAGAUUUAUUUCAUAUGAAAAUUUUUCAUCAUAUUAUAACUCGAAUUUUUUUACAUAUAAAGUGUGUUCAAAUGAUACAUAACCAAUAUAAGAAUAUGAAAUUUAGUGUGUAAUGAGAACAUUAUCUAAGAAAUUUAAUUAAUGUCUAAUGAUUAAAGAUAAAAAGAAUGACACUUUUGAAUUUAAUUGUCAAUGUUAGAAUCUAGGUGAUAUUUUCCUAACUACAUCAACAAAUUUCAGUAAAGUAGACUCUACUAAUUAAUAAAUUGUCGAUCUUAAUGUUUAAUCAACUAUUCAAGAUGUACUAGUAUUAAGAAUAUGUACAAGCUCUUUAACACUAAUAUUUAUUAUACUUUAUAUUUAUCAAUUAAAAGAAGAUUGUUAAGACCAGAAUAAAGAAUUGUAAACUGAAGAAGGGAAUUUAUAAGGGACAAAUAUUCAAGAUAAGAAUCUUAUUUAUUAAGGCAAUGCUAAAGUAUUCAAAGAAAAAUUAAAGGUAAUUUUUAAAUAUUAUCAUUAGUAAAUCCAUCAAACUAUAUCUUUAUUUUAUUAUAAAGAAAAAACCAUUCAAUUAUGCUACAGGAUUUUAGAAGUUCUCUCUUAGUCAAAUUUAUUGUUAACCUUGGCAAUUAUGGAAUGUUAUUGGUUAGAAAACUAUAUUCUUUAAAUUUGUUUAUUUGCAAUAGCAAAUCCAAUUGUAAUUUUGAUUUUGAGAAUUCUUUAUAAGAUAUUAGAAUCGAUCUAUUUAUUUGGAAAAAUUGCAGCUCUUAUAAGUCAUUUGCUGCUAGUAAUUUUUUUGAUAUUGCCGGUCUCUAUUUUAUUUCUUUUAUAAUUAUUGAAGUAAUUUAUUAGAUUAAUUUAGUAUAUCUAUGCAGUCAGAAUAAUAUAAAGUUUUUAUUAUAUUUGGAGGGAAUAUAAUAAUUUCAUAAAUCCUUAUAGAACCAUUUACAAUCUAUGCUAGAAUAAUAAUUUAUAGGUUGAUAGCGCGUAGCAUAUAGAACAUGGAACUUAACCCCGCCUUUCAUUUAUUGCAUUUUUUUGCCAUGCAUAGCAUUUUAGAAGAUAGUUUUGAAGAUUUUACAAGAAUAUGA
This is a messenger RNA of Paramecium sonneborni, 8930 nucleotides long. The record is from the annotation of a GenBank genome assembly. NCBI's taxonomy places the organism in Eukaryota, Ciliophora, Oligohymenophorea, Peniculida, Parameciidae.